Molecule: messenger RNA, 958 nt
Organism: Cladocopium goreaui
Lineage: Eukaryota; Dinophyceae; Suessiales; Symbiodiniaceae
Source: the annotation of a GenBank genome assembly
UGUCACCUGCUACUUUUCUCCAUGAGAGCCGUGACGCAUGUGGCGCUGUGCAUGCUCUGCGGGCUGCUGGGAUAUCAAAUCCGACAGGUCAGCACGAUGCGGAAGGGCGGCUGUCGGAUUCCCCGCAGCUGGUUAUGGUUUGGCAACUGGUCAACGCAGGAGCCGCCGUCCAAGCUGCCUCGCCGGACUGAUGCUAAAAGCUUCCUUAGACCCGUGGCGAGUGCAGAGGUGUCGCACCAGUUGCCGAAGCUGUUUCACUGUGACCCUUUGGAACACGUGAUCGCCAUCAAUCUGGAAGACGACCGUGGCCUUGGAAGGAGAGGCCAUAUGAUUGAGGAAUUCAAGCGAGUAGGGAUCAAGAACUACAACUUCUUUCCUGCAGUCGACUUUAAGAAUGACGCACAGCUAAAAAGAGAAGAGGCCCUUCUGGGUGGAGACAUGUGCAAAAAUCCCGCACGCUGUCACAACACCUUGGGCUGCGCCAUGAGCCAUCGACGAGUCUACGAGAAGAUCUUGGCCGAGCGAUGGCCCUGCGCCAUGAUCUUUGAAGACGACGCUGGCUUGGCUGACAACUUUUCGGCUCGCGUUGCAGAGAUGGCGUCUGGAGGAAUGCCACCCUUCGACAUUGUUCUGAUGGGCUGGUGCUGGAGUGCCAAAUCCAAGAUAACGCCACCUGAUGACAUGAAAAGCACCCCUGAGUUGCGAAUUGGAUGGCCGGGCAUGUGCAUUCACGCCUACAUCAUGAGCAUCCAUGGCGCCCUGAUGUUUGCCCAAGCCAAUACGCCGAUCCGCAUCACCCCCGAUGCCGUCAUGGAUGGAUCGCAUCACCAUCUGAACCGCACGCGAACGCACAUCAGCCGAGCAGGCGGUCAGUACACCGGUUCCUACUGGUAUACUGAACCGCGAUUGUCCUGGCAGGACGCAAACGCCGACCUACUGGGUGGUGGUGUGUGAAAAA